AUGGAGAAAAACAUUUCUUGCAUUUUGCAGUAUGCAUUCCUAAUUACCAUAACCUUCCCAAUGAUUUCUUCUGAAGCCAAACAACCUAUGAGCCUCGCAACUGAUCAAACUGCCCUUCUUUCACUCAAACAUAGAUCUCUUUUACUUGCAACUAAUUGGACCAACUCGAGCUCCGUCUGCAGCUGGAUUGGCGUCACUUGCAGCUUGCGCCACCACAGAGUAGCUGCCUUGAAUCUCUCCAACAUGGCUCUCUCCGGCACCAUUCCACCACAGCUCGGACACCUCUCCUUCCUCGUCUCCCUCGACCUCUCCAACAACCUUUUCAAUGGAGAUUUGCCACAGGAACUGUCUCUCCUUCGCCGUUUGAAGUUCAUAUCUUUCCGACUCAACAACUUCACUGGAGACAUCCCUCCGAUGUUGGGUCAGUUACCAAAAUUAGAGCACUUGAAUUUACGCAACAACAACUUCAUAGGUUCCAUCCCAAAAUCGCUCUCAAACCUCACAAACCUACGAUUUCUUGACUUAACUUCCAAUUCUCUGAGUGGAGAAAUUCCAAAAGAGUUGGGAAGACUUCAAAGUCUACAAACUCUGUAUGUUCGUUCUAAUCAUCUCUCCAAUGUUAUACCAUCAGCCAUAUUCAACAUAUCGACCCUUGUAGUUAUAGCAUUGAGAGACAAUGAACUGAGCGGAAGUCUUCCAACAAACAUUUGCAGUAAUCUUCCAUUUCUUGCUGAGCUUGGUCUUUCUUUCAAUCAGCUGAGUGGUGUGAUUCCCACAAAUCUAUCCCAAUGUUCACGGCUUGAGGUGUUGAGCCUCUCUUACAACUCUUUUAGUGGGGAGAUACCUUCAGAAAUUGGCUACUUAACAUCUCUUCUGUAUUUAGCUCUUGGAGCUAACAAUUUGAAUGGAAUACUACCACAUGAGAUUGGCCAUCUUCAAAGUCUGGUUACUUUUGGUGCUGGACCGAAUGAGAUUGCGGGCUCAAUUGAUUUCAAUAUUUUCAUGAAUAUGUCUUCUCUGCAAACCUUAGUACUAGCGCGUAACAAAUUCACGGGAAACCUUUCGAGGGAUAUUGGGAAUAUUACCAUGCUAACAGAGUUACAACUCCAGGAAAACCAUUUUACAGGGCUUAUUCCCACUGAAUUUGGCCAACUUUACCAUUUGGAGAGAUUAUCAUUAUCAUGGAACACCUUGAGUGGUUCGAUUGUACAUGAGCUCUUUAACAUUUCAACUCUUCGGAUUCUUUCCCUUAUAGGCAAUGCUUUGUCAGGGGUUCUUCCAACCCAUUUAUGCCAUGGUUCUCCCUUCCUUGAAGGAUUGUUUCUUGGCGAUAAUUCCAUGAGUGGAGCAAUACCAACCUCUAUCUCUAACUGUUCUCAACUCAUAUAUCUCUCACUUGCUGGAAACAAAUUCAGUGGUUAUAUACCUACUCAUCUCGGCAACCUAAGACUUCUUCAAACUCUUCAACUGUUCAGCAACAAUCUUACCCAGCUUCUGUCGGGAACUUAUCUUCCUCACUUCGAACAUUCACUGCCGGCAAUUCCAAAUUCAGUGGAAACAUUCCCGUUCAAAAUAGGCAAUCUAAGCAAUUUGAUGGCAUUGUCUUUGAAAGCAAAUGAGUUAUCUGGUAAUAUUCUACUAACUAUAAGCCAUUUGCAUGAACUUCAAGGAUUAGAUCUGUCUAAUAACAUGUUGGGAGGCUCAAUACCACAUGCUAUAUGUGAUCUAUUCAACCUCAAUACUUUAGAUAUGAGCAAGAAUCAAUUUUCAGGCCCAAUUCCUAAAUGUCUGGGAAAUAUCUCUUCUUUAAGAAAACUUUAUCUAGACUCCAACAUUUUGAAUUCAAGCAUACUAUCAAGCUUAUGGGGCCUAAAAGAUUUGAUCAAUCUAGACUUGUCCUCAAAUUCAUUGAAUGGGUCACUACCUCUAGAGAUGAGUAACUUAGGAGCAACGAUCUAUAUAAAUCUAGCGAUGAAUCAGUUGUCAGGGUCAAUUCCGAGCAUUAUCGGAAAGUUGCAGAAUGUGGUUAAUCUGUCUUUGGCAAAUAAUAGACUAGAAGGUUCUAUUCCUGUGUCUAUGGGAAGCAUGAUCAGUUUGGCAAAUCUCGACUUGUCGUACAACAACCUCUCUGGUUCAAUUCCAAAAUCUUUAGAAGCACUUCAAGACCUCGACUACUUUAAUGUCUCUUUCAAUAGUUUAAGUGGAGAAAUUCCUAAUGGAGGUUCUUUUAGAAACUUCACUAUAGAUUCUUUUAAGGGUAAUGAGGCAUUGUGUGGAAUCCCCAAGUUCCAUGUCCAAAUUUGCUCUUCAAUUUAUAAUCACAGAUCAAAGAGAAAGAAGGUGGAACAAGCUCCAUUUAUUAUUUUCGGGGUUGUGGCUUUCAUCUCAGUUGUUUCUUUGGCCUUUAUAAUUGUCAGAUACAAAAGGAAAGAUAAGAGGACUAGUGAAGUUGAUGAGUUGGUAUUUAUUGUGCCGGAAAGAAUCUCUUAUUAUGAACUGCUACAAGCAACGGAAAGAUUCGAUGAAAGCAAUUUACUUGGCACUGGGAGUUCUUGCUAUGUUUAUAAAGGAAUUCUUAACAAUGGGAAGGAUAUCGUUGUCAAGGUGUUCAAUAUGCAGCUAGAAGGUAUUUCAAGAAUAUUCGAUGUCGAAUGUGAGAUACUACGUAGCAUUCGACACAGGAAUCUGACAAGUGUCAUAAGCAGUUGCUCCAAUGAAGAGUUCAAGGCAUUAGUACUUGAAUAUAUGCCAAAGGGAAACCUUGAAAAAUGGUUAUAUUCCCACAACUAUUGCUUGAAUAUGAUGGAAAGAUUGAAUAUAAUGAUUGAUGUUGCAUCUGCUUUGGAGUAUCUUCACCACGGUUAUUCAAUGCCCAUUGUCCACAGCGACUUGAAGCCUAGUAAUGUGCUGUUAGAUGAAGACAUGGUUGCCCAUGUAAGCGACUUUGGGAUAGCAAAGUUGUUAUGCGAUGGAGAUAGCUUUGCGUUAACCAACACGCUAGCAACAUUUGGUUACAUCGCUCCAGAGUAUGGCUUGGAAGGGCUAGUUUCAACAAAGUGUGAUGUGUAUAGCUACGGGGUGAUGUUGAUUGAAACUUUUACGAGAAAAAGGCCUAGUGAUGAUAUGUUUUGCGGAGAUAUGAGCUUAAAGAGAUGGGUAGAACUCUCACUUUCGGAGUUCCCAGAUGAAGUGAUAGAUACCAACUUAGUCAUGAAUUUGGAGGAAGAAAUGAUUGACAAGAAUAUGCAGUGUGUAUCAUCCAUACUUGAAUUGGCUCUGAAAUGCUCUGUGGACUCUCCUGGGGAUAGAAUCAACAUGAAACAAGCACAUGCAGAGUUGCAAAAAAUCAAACAUCGAUUUUCCCAAUGAGAUUGAAGGAACCAAGUUGCUGACAUUAUGGCAAAUCCAAAUACUCCGACUGGUUGGUGGAAUCAUGCUAUUCCCUUGAUUGAGGAAGUCGUUCAAAAGGAUAUUCAUAUCCCAAAUUUCUAUCGCAAAGUUAGCUAAUGAUGUCUUCUUCAUUUGGUGGCUUUGAUGAGGCAUGUAGUGUUGAAGAUUUUGAAGAGGCAGCAGAUGCUAAUUGGGGUGAGGCACUGGAUAGUGGUGAGGUGGAUGACAUUAUGAAUGGAAAAUUUGGCUUGGUCCUUUUGUUGGUUUUUGCUAUCAUUGUUAAUUCGUUUUUCUUGUUUAUGUUUUUUUCUCGUUAUAAUAGACGAGUACUCUUUUUCC
Salvia miltiorrhiza (redroot sage) is the source of this 3729-nucleotide messenger RNA. Its product is annotated as receptor kinase-like protein Xa21. Gene Ontology annotation, biological process: protein phosphorylation. NCBI's taxonomy places the organism in Eukaryota, Viridiplantae, Streptophyta, Magnoliopsida, Lamiales, Lamiaceae. The record is from RefSeq and is a predicted model, not a curated record. The transcript has 7 exons. Bases 1 to 3369 code for a protein of 1122 amino acids. Gene Ontology annotation, molecular function: protein kinase activity; protein binding; ATP binding.